UAAUCACGGGGUUUAACAACUCUCACAUUCUCAUCGGUAUUCGGCAAGCAAAGAGCAGGAGAGAAGAGAGAGCCACACUUGACACAGGGCCACCGUCUCCUUGGCAUCCUCCCCAAGGGCAGGCGAUCGAGGAGGGAGAUGACGGAUGUGCAGCACACGGCGGCCGGCCACGCCGCGAGGCGAGUCAAGCUGUUCCGGAUGCCGCGGCGGCCGGCUGCGACUGCGGGGCCGCUGGUGCCGGCCGGUGGGCGGAAGAAGAGGAAGAUGGCGGUGGCGAGGCUCGGCGGCGCCGGCGGGAGGAGGCGGCUGUUCGGGGCGUUCCGGCGGCUGCGGAUACGGUGGCUGGCGGCGCUGUACCGUCGCUCGCUGCGGCGGCUGCGCGCGUACUACGCCAACGCCGUCCGGGACCUCCUAGAGGGCGCGGCGGCCAUGAGCACGCUGCGCGCGCAGGCCGCCGCCGACUGCUCGUUCGGCACCGCGUUCGCGCCGGUGGUCACCGUCGGCUACUGAUCGAUGUCCGCUCCCGCCGGUGCAGGAGCAGGAGCGCCCUGUGUAUAGACGCUUUUAAUUGUCUAUGAUAAUUCAAGUGCUCUUUUUUUUUGCGUUGUUGCAUUUCUUCUGGUGAUCAUUGACCUCAGCGAUCAGUGUUCAUCGUGUUCGUAAUCACCUAGCUUGUACUACAACUUUCUUGAACUGAAAAAAAAUUGAAAUUGAUUUCACGUUAAAGUAGAGGAGAUAGAGAGAAAAGAUGCGAUCU
Oryza brachyantha (malo sina) is the source of this 757-nucleotide messenger RNA. RefSeq lists its product as uncharacterized. Lineage: Eukaryota; Viridiplantae; Streptophyta; Magnoliopsida; Poales; Poaceae. The coding region runs from base 139 to 510 and encodes 123 amino acids. The record is from RefSeq and is a predicted model, not a curated record. The transcript has a single exon.